CCUCCCCACUUUGUUUUGACGUCGUCGGCCUGCUUGCGCAAGCGCAGUCCGAGCUGCUUUUAUACCGAGCGAGUGGAGGUUCCGUAGUGCCAGUUCCUGCCGCCUCCUCCUCGCCUCUCUUUAGCGUUCGACCCAGAAGCCCGGACUCUCCAUGGCGAUGAACUUCAACGCGAAGGAGGAGGUGGACGGGCAGGUUCCCGGGAGCAGCGGCGUGGGGGGAGCCGGGGUCGGGGUCAGCGUGGCCGGUGGGGCCGGAGUCAAGAGCCGAAAGCCCGACAACACCGCCUUCAAGCAGCAGCGCCUGCCGGCCUGGCAGCCCAUCCUCACGGCCGGCACCGUCCUGCCCGCCUUCUUCGUCAUCGGCCUCAUCUUCAUCCCCAUCGGCAUCGGCAUCUUCGUCACCUCCAACAACAUCCGAGAGUACGAGAUUGAUUAUACAGGAACAGAGCCAGGUAGUCCCUGCAACAAGUGUUUAAAUGUGUCCUGGAACAGUACACCUCCUUGCACGUGCACCAUACACUUUACACUGGAUCAGCCAUUUGAGAGCAAUGUGUUUAUGUACUAUGGACUGUCCAACUUUUAUCAAAACCACCGUCGCUAUGUGAAGUCUCGGGAUGACAGCCAGUUAAAUGGAGAUAACACUUCUCUACAUCACCCCAGUAAGGAAUGUGAGCCUUACCGCACCAGCGGGGACAAGCCUAUUGCUCCUUGUGGCGCUAUUGCCAACAGCAUGUUUAAUGAUACAUUGACACUGUAUCGUAUUGAGCGUAAUGAAACCAAAUAUAUACCUAUUCCUUUGACUAAACAAGGCAUUGCUUGGUGGACAGACAAAAAUGUGAAAUUCAGGAAUCCUACUGGACCUACAAAGGAUCUGACAAUACUUUUCCAAGGCACAGCAAAACCUGUCAAUUGGCCCAAACCAGUGUAUGAGCUAGACACGGAUGUAGACAACAAUGGAUUCAUCAAUGAAGACUUCAUUGUGUGGAUGCGUACUGCAGCGCUGCCUACAUUUCGGAAGCUAUAUCGCCUUAUAGAGAGACCAGAUAACUUACGGCCUACUCUACCAGCUGGGAAUUAUUCCUUGGAAAUAGCAUACAAUUAUCCUGUGCAUAGCUUUGACGGGCGAAAACGGAUGAUCUUGAGCACCAUUUCGUGGAUGGGGGGCAAGAAUCCGUUUCUGGGAAUCGCCUACAUCACCGUCGGCUCCAUUUGCUUUUUCCUCGGAGUAGUGCUGCUAAUCAUUCAUCACAAGUACGGGAACCGGAACAACAGUGCAGACAUUCCCAAUUAAUCCUGCGUCUCCAAAACACAUGUACUGCAUGUGCAUCAAGGCCAGUCCAGAGCGGACACAGCUUUUGAAAGCGCUAUCCCUGGUUUAAAAAAAAAACAAGUUGCUUCUGACACAGAAUGCAUAAGUAUAUAUGAAGCCUUUUGUUUUCCUUUACGGUGGAUUAACUUGAAGAUAAUGGCUAUAAAAAAGUUACCUAUGUAAAACAGUGCUGCCUAGAGGACUUUUUGAGGCUUGGCCUCUGGCUGGACAGGUGCCAUGAUGCGCAUUUAGUCUUUCCUCACCCAAUGCAUCUGCUGCUUGUGUGCUUUGUAACAUGUCCAUACCGUGUAUAGACUGCCUGGCGAGAACGUGUUUAGGGUAGAGUAGCUUCACGUUUCAAGGAUGUCAGGUGUGCUGGUGCUUUCGGAAGGAGAAGAGGCCUGCCUGGUGGUUUGUUGUUGUUGUUUUGUCACGCAUGGUGCGCAUGGGCUUUUGUGUUCGCGGCUGAAAUGUUUGCUGUAUUGCUCUGAGCCCAGCUUCACGUUCAAGCUUCGCCGUAUGUUCCAACAGGUGUGCUUGCCAUGUGAACAUGUGCAGCAGCAAAAGGCUUCUUUGUUACAUUAAAGCCGCUUUUUCCCCACACGGAAACAACUGCUGCCUAUGCAAGUCUUGCUUUAAAUUCUUCCGCGUGCAGCUCUGUUCUAUGCCCAGCACCUUGUAUGGUCCAAAACUCUUAGCGUGGCUCCUACAGAAAUGAAGAGCUUCUGUCUCAAAAGGCAGGAACAGCUGUCUGUAUCGGUACAGAAAUGUCCAUCUUUGGUUAAAAGCAAGGGUUUGACCCCAUUUAACAUUCCUAAUUGGGGAAGAAGCGUUAAAUUUAAUUCAGGUGGUGUUUGAGCUCCUGAACUCAAACUUGAAGAAAGAAACUUGGAAGAAGUGUCAUGCAAGUCUGUUACAGCUUGCUUGCGGUGGGAUGUGGGGGAUGUCCCCUUCUUGCAAAUUUCCACUGAAGUCUUUCCAGAUUGUAAGAACCCAGCCCAAUGAUCUUAAAUUAUUAAAUUGCUAUGUAUAUGGAAGUUAUUUUACGUGAAACUGGUUUGUCAAUCUGAAUAUUUGCUAUUGAAUAAAUGCUGUCAUUUGUUUUAUGAAACAAUCCUUUAGCAGAAGUGUCUCAGUUUUGGGUGGCAGUCAUGAAAACUUUCAAUAGGACUUGAAAAGGGAUAAUGCAAAAAACUCAUCCAAUGCCUUUGAUCCUUUUGGGAACCAGAAAAAUACAGGAACGUUAAGUGCGGAAAUAAUUAUGUAGAAGGAUUUUGAAAGCCAAGAUCACCCACAGCUGGAAGCACAGUAAAAUUCAUUUCCUAGAAAACCAAGUGACUCAGAAAUGAAUAUGAAGUCAGUUGUGUUAGUUUACACUACUUCUUUCCUUAAAUACACACACUUCCUUGCAAAAUUGAAUCGUACAUACAUCUGACUUGUAUGUUUGCUGUAAUGUGCAAAUUGAAUACCAGAUUUGCUGUAAAUACUUGGCAGUGGCUGCCUAUGAACUUAAUUGUCUAGAACAUGCAUUCCAAUUACUGUAGGGAUUUUAUAUGAAUUGGUUUAAUCUGAACCAGUAGAACUAAAACAUCCUUGAAUUUAGAUCUCAUUAUGAAAAGCCAUCUGAGGCUUUACACAUUUUAACCAGAGGGGUUUUCCCUGUUCCAAACUCAACACUUAAUGAGAUACCUAUUUUAUUUAUUUAAACAUUUGCUACUUGCCCAUCAACCAUCUCAACAUUGUUUAUCCUCUGCCCAUUAAAAACAUUUAACAAUCCAAAGUUAGAACAGUGAGAUCAAUGCAAAUUACCACUUAAAAAUCAAUACAAGCAGCACAAUUCCUUCUAAAAAUGAGUUUUAAAAACAGCUGACAAUCUGUUUAUUUCAGCCCUUGGAACAAACAGUCCUAAAAAUCCUGGGAAAAUAAAAAGGUCAUCUGGCAUUGCAAAUAAUUUGGUGUAGCCAUUAGACAAACCUUGCUAGUGAGAGCAUUCCGUAACUGGGGUAGCCACCACCAAAAGGGGUAUCUUCUUGGUAGACACCUGCCUCACCUCAUUUGAUGGGACAGGCUGGAGAAGGGCCUCUGGUAAAGAUCUGAAGGUCCAGAGAGGUUUGUAUGAAAAUCCUUCAGAAAACCUGACUCUAUCAGGUCUGUUCCCCUUGAAACCAGUGAUGUAGACAGAGCAUGUCUACCCAGUUUGCACCAGUUUACCCCGGUGCCUUAUAACUUGCUGUCAUGUUAAUAAAAUCUCAGCUUCAGUGUUUGAUCAUGUCUAGCUCCAGUGAUCCUUUUUUGUACCUAUCAAAAUCUGCAGCUGUCUCAAACAUCCCUAUGGAAAAGCUACUGGCUGGCUUAACCCAGUAAUAAUAGCAUUGGCAAAGCUCACCUGGGGCAACUCAGUUGGUAGAGCAGCAGGUGUUUAAUCUCAGGGUCGUGGGUUUGAGUCCCAUGUUGGGCAAAAAGAUUCCUGUGUUGUUGGGGGUGGACUAGAUGAUCCUUAUGGUCCCUUCCAACUCUACAGUUCCGGGAAGGCAAAUUCUGAGACGUAUUAUACGUAAAGUACCUUGGAAUAUAUAUUGAUCAAGAGCUUUUUAGCUCUAGAACAGGCAUGUCAAACCUGCGGCCCUCCAGAUGUUUUGGACUACAAUUCCCAUCUUCCCCAACCACUGGUCCUGCUAGCUAGGGAUCAUGGGAGUUGUAGGCCAAAACAUCUGGAAGGCCGCAGGUUUGACAUGCCUGCUCUAGAACAAGGCUGUAAGACGAACUGCUAAAUUUGGCAAUGAAAAACCUCAUUGGAACAAAUUUGUUAGCAGCUGACGUUCCUAUUUCAUGUUGACUACAUCUGACUACAGCCACCUCCUGAGAGUUAUUUCUAGACAAAGCUGGGAAGGGUUAGAGUUCUUCUGCUGUCACCUGUCCAACAAGAACAGGGCUUGGUUAAACAGGUACGGUGAUUUGGCAUCUGUAUCUCCAUGACUGGCGUACUUUGAAACCUGCUUCCUGUUUAACCACAUGCCACUCUUAAAGCAGAUUUAACUUGGGUUAUCCAGUUAGUCUUUUAUAGAGCAGAAUUACUGUGUGUUGCACAAGCAGGAUAUUGUUCUUGUCACAGAAAUAUUGGUCAGCAGUUAGUCAAAUGAUUUCUUUCCAAAUUCCCUGCUAUCCAGCAUUUAAUCUUGCUCCAACGCAAAGCACCUGCUGUUCAUGGCAAGUAACUGCAGAAUAAUACUGACUUCUUUCUGAGUCUUGUGUUUGCUUCACAUAUGGGGAAGAAAAAACCUAGAAGACAACCCAGAAACCAACUUCCAGUAACUCUGUUGUAGUCUAUGGGCUUAAUUAACACUUCAGCUCGAAAGUCUGUUGGUGUUGUGGCAUCAGUGUCUUUAAAGCAGCAAAUUACAUAAAAGCUGCCAUUCUAAUUUGUUGUACCUUCUGUAGAAAAGAUGAAUAACAAGUUCCCUAAAGGUAAAGGUAAAGGUAAAGGGACCCCUGACCAUUAGGUCCAGUCGUGACCGACUCUGGGGUUGCGCGCUCAUCUCGCAUUAUUGGCCGAGGGAGCCGGCGUAUAGCUUCCAGGUCAUGUGGCCAGCAUGACAAAGCCGCUUUGGGCAAACCAGAGCAGCACAUGGAAACGCCGUUUACCUUCCCGCUGUAGCGGUUACUAUUUAUCUACAGUACUUGCAUUUUGACAUGCUUUCGAACUGCUAGGUUGGCAGGAGCUGGGACCAAGCAACGGGAGCUCACCCCGUCACAGGGAUUCGAACCGCCGACCUUCUGACAUAGCUGCCAAGUUUUCGCUUUUCUCGCGAGGAAGCCUAUUCAGCAUAAGGGAAAAUCCCUGUAAAAAAGGGAUAACUUGGCAGCUAUGCCUUCUGAUCAGCAAGCCCUAGGCUCAGUGGUUUAACCACAGCGCCACCUGGGUCCCUACUCUACAAGUUCCCUACUCUAGUUUUAAUAGAGACUGAGGGAAAUGCAGGAUUACCUUUGUUCAUUUGAAACAGACACAGCUGCUUGAAUUGGUACAGUAAGUUACCCCAUUGUAUACGUUGCCUCACACAUUCAUUCUAAGAGGUUUUGGGAUUUUAAUGGAUGGAAAUCAAGACAAAAGGCUUGAAUGAAGCAAUGUGAGAUAUGAUUAUUUUAGAGAUCAAGGUACUAGUUGAUUUUGUUCUUUGUAAUUUGAGUCAACCAUUAAGUAAAUAUUUUUAAGAGUUCUAACUUGCUGCUGAUCUAAUUGGCUCCAUUGUUUGGCUGUUUUUAAACAAGUGCCUUAGAAGGAAAAAUACAAUUAAGAGUUACCCAUCUUCAACUCCAUGUGGCUGCCCACCUCCCCUUGAGGUGUACAAUGUUCUUGCUAACAAAUGAUUAGCCCUGGUUUCUUCUUCCUAUUUCUAUGCUGUGAAAUUUUCACCAUGUCUGCAGUUGGUACUAACCACAACUCCCGGUGUUCUUAGCUACCGUUGUGCAUAAAUGUGUUACUCAUGAGAACUGUACAGUCAGCACAUGGGUACUAAAGACACUGCUUAUGCCCUAGUGAAAGGCAGGCUGUAGUCUUCAAAUCAUUAAGAUAAGCAUUAUAGCAAAGUUUUCCUGGAUUCUCUUCAGAGAAUCAGUUUCCUUUCCAUUUCAUUCUAAAUUAAUAUCCAUUGCAACCCUAAAAUGUUCUGUUAAGUCAAAAUAAAACUACCAGACCAGGAAAAGUAAUUCUCAUUUUUAUAUCAGAAAUAACUUAAUGGUCAGAGCAAAAAAAAAAAAAGUACAAAGAUGAAUUUAUUACGUUGAAUAGCGCAUCAGAC
Molecule: messenger RNA, 6105 nt
Organism: Zootoca vivipara (common lizard)
Lineage: Eukaryota; Metazoa; Chordata; Lepidosauria; Squamata; Lacertidae
Gene: CDC50A
Product: cell division cycle 50 P4-ATPase accessory subunit A
Biological process (GO): phospholipid translocation
Cellular component (GO): Golgi apparatus; plasma membrane; endoplasmic reticulum
Source: RefSeq, a predicted model, not a curated record